UGUUGUACUUUUCCACCAGGGGAUGGGAUCGCCAGGGAAAGUAGUCCAUUUAUUAACAGUGCAGAGAUGGACAGAGGAAACAUGUAUGAAGGAAAGAAUAUGGCUCUCUUUGAGGAAGAAAUGGAUAGUAAUCCCAUGGUGUCAUCUCUUCUUAAUAAACUAGCGAACUACACUAAUCUGACUCAGGGUGUGGUGGAACAUGAAGCAGAUGAAGACAGCAAACGAAAGGAAGUCAAGGUUCCACGUAUGGGCACUUUCAUUGGUGUGUACCUGCCCUGCUUGCAAAACAUCUUGGGAGUCAUCCUUUUCCUACGUUUAACAUGGAUUGUGGGAACAGCUGGAGUUCUGGAGUCUUUCAUCAUUGUGUUCAUGUGUUGUGCUUGUACUAUGCUAACUGCAAUUUCAAUGAGUGCAAUAGCCACAAAUGGUGUAGUUCCAGCUGGAGGCUCUUACUACAUGAUUUCAAGAUCUUUAGGACCAGAGUUUGGUGGAGCAGUGGGACUUUGUUUCUACUUGGGUACAACCUUUGCAGGAGCAAUGUAUAUUCUUGGUACCAUUGAAAUUUUAUUGACCUACAUUUCUCCAAGUGCUGCUAUAUUUAAGGCACAAGAGGUUGGUGAAGAAACAGAGGCUAUGCUGAACAACAUGAGAGUUUAUGGAACGUGUAUUAUCAUUCUGAUGGCCAUAGUAGUUUUUGUGGGAGUAAAGUAUGUCAACAAACUUGCACUGGUCUUUCUUGCCUGUGUGAUUCUUUCCAUCAUUGCCAUAUAUGCUGGAGUUAUUAAGACUGCUUUUGACCCGCCUGACUUUCCUAUCUGUCUCCUUGGAAACCGUACAUUGUCAAAACGCAACUUUGAUGUCUGUGCCAAAUUUACUGAAAGCAAUAAUGAAACAAAGACUACAGCUUUGUGGAGCCAGUUCUGUGAUAGUCCUUUGCUUAAUGCUACAUGUGAUAACUACUUUAGUCUCAAUAAUGUAACAGAAAUUCAAGGGAUUCCAGGAAUAAUGAGUGGAGUUCUAGCUGAUAAUCUGUGGAGUACCUAUUCAGAAAAAGGAUCAAUAGUUGAGAAAAAAGAUCAGCCAUCAGUUGCUGGAUCAGAAGAGACAAAAAUGGGUGGACUUCCUUACGUUUUUACAGACAUCAUGACUUACUUCACAAUGCUUGUAGGGAUUUAUUUCCCAUCUGUGACAGGUAUUAUGGCAGGCUCAAACAGAUCUGGAGAUCUUAAGGAUGCUCAGAAAUCUAUUCCUACUGGAACAAUUUUGGCUAUUUCAACUACGUCUUUUAUUUAUCUCUCCUGUAUAGUGUUGUUUGGUGCCUGUAUAGAAGGUGUGAUAUUAAGAGAUAAGUUUGGAGAAGCAGUUAAUAGAAAUCUAGUGGUUGGUACACUGGCCUGGCCUUCUCCAUGGGUUAUUGUGAUUGGUUCAUUCUUUUCCACAUGUGGUGCUGGUCUCCAGAGUCUCACUGGUGCACCCCGUCUGUUGCAGGCCAUUGCAAGAGAUGGCAUUGUACCGUUUAUUCAAGUAUUUGGUCAUGGAAAAGCAAACGGAGAACCAACUUGGGCUCUGCUCCUCACUGCUGGUAUUUGUGAAAUAGGAAUUUUGAUAGCCUCAUUGGACAGCGUAGCACCUAUUCUUUCAAUGUUUUUCCUUAUGUGCUAUAUGUUUGUAAACUUGGCUUGUGCAGUUCAAACACUUUUACGGACUCCCAACUGGAGACCUCGUUUCAAGUAUUACCAUUGGUAG
Messenger RNA from Phaethon lepturus (White-tailed tropicbird), 1746 nucleotides. RefSeq names its product solute carrier family 12 member 7-like. The transcript has 13 exons. Lineage: Eukaryota; Metazoa; Chordata; Aves; Phaethontiformes; Phaethontidae. Gene Ontology annotation, molecular function: potassium:chloride symporter activity. The annotation marks the transcript as partial. Gene Ontology annotation, cellular component: membrane. The record is from RefSeq and is a predicted model, not a curated record. Gene Ontology annotation, biological process: chloride transmembrane transport; potassium ion import across plasma membrane; chloride ion homeostasis.